Molecule: messenger RNA, 5725 nt
Organism: Epinephelus moara (kelp grouper)
Lineage: Eukaryota; Metazoa; Chordata; Actinopteri; Perciformes; Serranidae
Gene: sfxn5b
Product: sideroflexin 5b
Exons: 15
Coding region: 221-1198 (325 amino acids)
Biological process (GO): citrate transport; monoatomic ion transport; mitochondrial transmembrane transport
Cellular component (GO): mitochondrial inner membrane
Molecular function (GO): citrate transmembrane transporter activity; monoatomic ion transmembrane transporter activity
Source: RefSeq, a predicted model, not a curated record
AAUGCGAACAGUUAUGCAAUAGCUUUCACCUUAUCGAUCAUUUGGGAUGUGUAGUCAUGCGGUUCAACUUUGCCAGUGUUAACGCAAAGGAGAAGACUACACAUCCCAACAGACGGAGCGGCUCGCUGCUUCACUAGUUACACACUGAAUGUAGUUCGCUGCACUUGGAAGAAAAAUCCGUUCAUGAUUCACUUCAUUAAUAAAUAAAUAGUUCGGUGUCAUGGCGGAAUCUGCAGCUUGUCCUGCUUUCCAGCUCGGGAGACCUCGAUACGAGCAGGGUUCAUUCCUCGGUCGACUGAGACACUUUGUGGACAUCAUUGAUCCCAGCACCCUGUUUGUGUCUGAGAAAAAAUUGAAAGAAUGCAUUAAACUACUUGAUGACUAUAAACAUGGAGAGCUUCCUCCUGGAGUGUCUGAUCUUCAGCUGUGGGAAGCCCAGAAGAUCAAGCAGGCCAUCAUUCAUCCUGACACAGGAGAGAAGAUCUUCAUGCCAUUUCGAAUGUCAGGUUAUGUCCCAUUUGGAACACCGAUUGUCAUUGGCCUUCUUCUCCCAAAUCAGACUGUGGUGUCUACCAUUAUAUGGCAGUGGCUGAACCAGAGUCACAAUGCCUGUGUCAACUACGCCAACCGUAAUGCCACAAAGCCUACGCCAACAUCAAAGUUUCUUCAAGGCUACGUGGGAGCUGUGACCAGCGCUGUUUCUAUUGCAGUGGGACUGAAUGUCCUGAUUCAGAAGGCCAACAAGCUGAGUCCUGCCACCAGAAUGAUAAUUCAGAGACUGGUCCCCUUCCCAGCUGUCGCCAGUGCAAACAUCUGUAACGUGGGCCUGAUGAGACACAAUGAGCUCUCUGAGGGAAUCGAUGUUCUGGACAACAACGGGAAUGUGGUGGGAUCCUCCAAAAUUGCUGCGAGACAUGCGAUCAUGGAGACCGCCUUCACACGUGUGGUCCUCCCGAUGCCGAUCUUCGUCCUGCCCCCCAUCAUCAUGUCCUACCUGGAGAGGCUGCGAUUCCUGCAGAGCAACCGCAGAUUGUUGCUGCCCAUCCACAGCCUGGUGUGCCUGGUUACCUUCGGCCUCUCGCUGCCCGUAGCCAUCAGCCUGUUCCCCCAGAUGUCUCAGAUUGAGGUGUCUCGCCUAGAGCCUGAAAUCACCAUGGCAACAGAUUGCAAGGUGGUGACCUACAACAAGGGUUUAUGAUGGAUGGCUUGGUGAGGGAGCGGGGAGCAGAGGACAGAGGAGCGAGGAUAGAAAUGAGGCUGCGUUGUGAAUAGCUGUCGGGGAGAACCUACAGUGGGGUUCCUCCUGUCGACAGGUUUGGGAGUCGUCCUGCUGCAGUGUCACAGCGUAGUCUGUAGACCGUCACGUACUAACACAGGGUUUUUUUCUAUGGUUCUCAAGAUCCCAGCAAUUAUUGAGUCGAGAUCUGAGGAUGGGACAGAUUUUAUUCUGUCCUCUCUGUUUUCUGUACAUAGAAAUUAUAUAUUUACUGUGUUUUUUUAGUAUUAAUGAAAUAAUUUUAAUAUAUAUACAAAACAGUGUUUGCCACACACUGGCUAAGUUAUGGCUGCUUUUUCACACGAUGAAAAAGGGUUUAUAAAUACAGUUUAAACUAAAUAACUGAACUUUUUCUGGCUCUUUAGCCGCUGAAUACUUCACUGUGUUCAGCAGCUGGUUGCUAACUGUGUCUGUCUUGAUCAGGUAGUGCACGGUAGUUUUUUAGAGCUUUUUCACUGGCAAAAAAAACCUCUCUAAAGAGACACCCCUUCGAAAUGAUAUCACUCGAUUGAAUGAUUGUUAUCAGUGGUUAUCAGCCUUAUAGAUAUAAGUUGGAGGGAGCUGCUACACCUACUAGUAGGUAUGUAGGCUCAGAAGGCCAUCAUCAGCAGUGUUGGGGAGUAACUAGUUAAAUCUAAUUAAAUUACAAAAUAAAUAUAAAUGUAAUCAGUUACAGUUGCUGAGAAAAACUAUGUGAGUCAAAUACAGUUACUAAUUGUUAUCAGCCCAUUAAAUGGUCGUUAUCAGUUGUCAUCUGGAGCAGUUUUGUUAGGUUUCGCUUUCAUUAGAUUUAAUGGAGCAAUGCCUGCGAGCUUGUUCAGGCAGUCAGCUGAUGCACUGAUUCAUACACACACGUCAUACAUCACUCUCCAUAUGUCAUCUACAAACACACCCUCCCAAUUUGGCGGGCUGUUUAAGCUGAAAAAUCUUCCCAGCUCUCCCUUUGCACUGCCUAUGCCGCUGCUGCUCUACAACAGUACUGGUGCUUGCUCUUUCAGCCCCACCUCCACCCCAGCAUCCACCUGCAGGCUCUGGCUAAGGGGGGGAUAUUUAAUAAUCACUCUCUAAUAUCUCAUGUAAGCAUAUCUGCCAGGAGUGAUAAGGCUGGAGUCUAGACACCAAACUCUAACUAUGUUCUGCUGUUGAAAUGAACAUUUAAAACGUGAGUUGUCUGACAGAACUAAGGUUGUGGUUAGGUUUAGAAAACAAUUAUGGUUUGGGUGAAAAUAAGUAUGUUUGUAAUGUGACAUGACAUGAUGAAUUUACAAAGGUCUGUUGAAAUAAGUUAAUGAGACACAAACAGCGGCCUCCUGGGUGAAAGUCCUGUGUUUGUUUGACUGACCCAUCCGUCUUAUGCAACCUCCUCCCAACAGAGACUUUAGCACUAUUCAGACGGGAUUAGUUUUACAUGGGCACGUGGGCUAAUGUCACUUUACCACAGGACGUCGGUAAUAUUAAUGGCCAGUUCACACGGAAUAAGAAAUAUCAGUAAAACUACCACAAGUGGGAGGGGUAAAUCCAUUCACGCGCCGCUGUCCCCUCCUGUCGUCAUGUGCGUAUGACGUCGCUUCCUGUGCGUACCACACUCCUUCCAGGCAAAACAUUAUUAUUAUUAUGAAUUGAUUAGCCUACUGGUUGAUUUUAUUGUCAUUUUUUUAUUAGCCACAUAGCCCUGCUGCAUUGCAUACUUAACUUACCUAAAGCAAUCAGAAGUCCCGUGCCUCGGACAAGUGCUUGCGACCUUCUUUUGGUUUUGAAUCGUGUUCGUCGUAGGCCCACAGUACCUGAGGUUUCACAUGGACUUGUCCGACUGUGAAGUGCAAAACUGAAUGCCUCUUCAAGAGCCUCCAUGCCUGAAAGUCCGCGAAAAACCACUUGUCAACAGGAUAUGACGAAAUAUCUACACACAUAUUUACUGCUGGUCUAUUCGCACGGGAUUAGUAUUACCUGAGGUAAUUUUCCGGGACCCUUGUACAGAAGGUAAAAGUCGCGAUAAUCUUUACUGACAUCGUGCGGUAAUAAUUACUGACACGGCACAUUGGGACAGGACUAAAAUCUCUGGUAAUUAUUACUUUAUCCCACGUCCCUAUGUAAAACUAAUCCCGUCCGAAUAGGGCUUUUGUCACUCUUAAUACUGCAACAACUGACUUUCUCCCUCACUCCUGCAAUAAUUAGUACGGCCACUAGAGGUCAUAGCCCAACAAAAAACAUUUAUGGGGCUGAUAACAGUUUUUAGCAAUAACCAGAUUCGGGAUGCCAAGAAGGUGCCUAUUUAUUCCAACGGAGUUGCUUGCCUGGCGCGUACGCCAAAAAUGUUUUCUAGCUUCAAGGUUUACUUUUACAGUAUGCAGCCCACUGAAUAUGCACAGUGGUGUUCCUCCUGCUGGCCCUGCCUAUGAGUUCAUUCUCGGCUCAUAGACUUUACAUUAUGAUGAUGUGACCGAUUUGUAAAUUGCUUUUCUCGGCUUGAGGAAAGUUUUACAAACAUAAAACCACCAUAACUCAAAGAUUUAGAAUAGAAAGAGUCAUAAUAGACCUUGUUUGCAGUUCAAAGCGUCCUGUCACCAUUCUCACAGACAUCCCUUUUACAGUGGUGGUCUGGGGGGGAAAUGAUUUUAAGGCCUGGGGGAUUUUUUCGCUGCAAUUGCAUGGGUGGCCACUGAGAAAAUGGCUUUCCUGUGGUCCUGGCUGAUAACCAGUGUUGAUAAGGUUACUUUUAAAAUGUAAUAGGUUACAGAUUACUAGCUCCCCUUGUAAAAACGUAAUAAGUAAUGUAACUCAUUACUUGUGACUACUUUGAUUACUUUUCUAACAAAUGAUUUAAACUGGGCAAUGAUGCUGAAAAAUGUCGGUAGAUGGUCUGUGUUGAAAGAAGGUGUUCCUGCACAGCAAAAAAGGCAAUGCAACAGAUGAGUAUUUGACUUAUAAGCUUUUUACAGAAAAAAUAUAUUCAAAUGUAAUAUCUUUGCAAUCACAACCAUUUUGAUAAGUAACUGAAUAUUAAUCACAUAUUUUUUCUCAGUAACUGUAACUGAUUACAAUUACCUUUAUUUUGUAAUUUAAUUGCAUGUAACUCCAUUACAUGUAACAAGUUACUCCCCAACACUGCUAAUGACAGAUCUCUGAACCUACUAGUAGGUGCAGUAGGCCCAUUCUAUACAAGGCUGCUAACAACUGAUAACACCCAUUCAAUGGAGUGAUACCAUUCAAAGCGGGUGGAUGAAAGCUGUGAGAAUAAAGAACAGAACUGACUGUGGUACUAAACAGAAUCAGGUUAGUCACUGUGAGUUAAUAAUCUAACAUUAGAUUUAUAUUUAUUUUAACUCAGUAUAUCUUAACUCAUAAAAAUUAAGUUGUAUCUACCUGUGUCUCCUUAUCACCAUUUUUUAAAAUAUAUAUAAAUGGUAACUCUAAGAUUAGAACCAUUGUUUUAAAUCUGCAAUUCUGCAGCUCUUUCUGAUUUUGGGGCAUUUUUUUAGUCCAAUACUGGAUUUUUGAGGCUGGUAACAGGUUAUAAUAUACAAGCCAAUAUUAAUUUUCUUACAUAAACCCAUUAAAUACUAAAACAUGUCUGACAAGGAUCUUUUAGAUUCGGUAUAUAAAGAAUUCUGACCAAGAUACAGUUUGUACUGAGCCAUUUUACAGUCGAACAAAAGCCUCAUCAGUGCCCUCUGCUGGACAGACUAAAGAGCAAAGAAUGCAUGUCUGUGAAUUAUAUUUUCUGUGCUGCAAAAUCCUGUCAGAAUAUGCUGAUCCUGAUACAUCUGCGAUAAGAUAAUGUUGGCUGAUAUUUCGGCACAGUCCAUUAUCGAUCGGGCUCUAUUAUCAGUGGGAGACACGGCAAUAAAUAUCAAAAUACUGUACAAGUUUUAAAAAUUUCCAGAGAACAAGUCUGUUUAUCAUGUCGUCCAAACUGGUGCUGAUUGUUCUGAGUAAUGAGGAGCAGUGCUGAUGAGGGAAUUGAUCACUAUACAUUAAUAAUAUUGCAGAUGUGAAGCCUCUCUGUCGGUGGCUGUGUGUGUCUGAGGGGAAAUAUGGAGACUGUACUGUAGAUGUUUAUUAAUUUUCACACUGUUUAUCACAUGUCGGGUGUUUUAAACCUGAUAAUGUGAAACAACAUACAGAACUCUGCUGUCUGCACAUUUUAUUUUCCACAGUCGCCAAACACUGUACACUGACGUCCUCUCUGAACUUGUAGGAAGGACAUUUGACUCCACUGCUGACUGUUUCUUAAACACUACUGUAUUCAUUCCUAAUGACGUCUUUUGUACAAUAUUUGAACCAUGAAAGUAUAAGCUAUAUAUUAUACUACUGAUGAUGAACUAGUAUUUUUAAUUCUUUGUAUACUACUUCUACGAGUUUAUUAAAUGUUUGCUAGUCAAACAAUGUAAAAGUAUCUAUAUUAUCUAAAAAAUAUAUAAUGAAUAAUAAAUACUCCUUUCUCUCUUU